AUAAUAUUUAUUACUGGGAAAGUCCCAGUUCAGUCAUAUUUCCACCGACAGUAACUUAUAUAUUUUGGUACAAUUGUUUCAUUUAAACUUCAUUCAUUUACCCAGGUGCAUUGAGGUAAUAUUUAAACAAUGCAAUUGAUCGAUCAUUUUCAUCUCAAAAGUUGAUAUAGAGGACGGGAAAGGAGUCGACAAAAAUGAACUGUUGAUGUUCUAGUGCCAGCAGCCAUUCGGAAACAUCCACGAAACGGGCCUGGGAGAGGAAAUUGCCGAAACUUGAUUGCUUUAUAAUUUUUUCCCCAGGAGUUUCUUUGAGCCGAGGAAUGUUCGGAAAUUGGAUUAGGUCGGGUUGAGGGGCUGCCGGAGGAAAACGGAGGACAAGGCGAUAAAUCCAAGGAACGUAACAUCUUGGCAACCGGCCGACCCUUCUUUGCAUAAAAUCGACAAAACCGAGGAUGAAAAGUCACUACAGAGGCCAUAAAAUGGCCGUCUGGCUCAAUUUAAUACCCCAACUCCACCAGCCUGGAGAGCAGGAUGUCAGCAUGAGACACCACCACUUUCACGAAAGAGCAAAUCAUUUUUAUGCAGGCGCAAUUCGGGCGGAAUCGUUCACCCGCAUACCGCCGACGGUCGGUGGAAGCACGACGAACCCCGGGAUACCGCUUGAAUGUCCGCCGAACGUGACAGGUUCCAGCGACGAACCCAUGGGACUCUCGGACAUCGUUGCGAGCGGUGGCGGUCAGAAACCUGUCGAAGAAGAAGAGGAAGAAGAAGACGAGACGGAUCUACUUCAACGACACUACUACAGCACUUCGACAGCCCUCGGAGUCACCGUCGGCGUCGGAUGCCUUCUUCUCGUCUUGAACGCCGUCAUCUUCUCGGCCAUCUACUACCAGCGGAGGCGAAGAAAACGCAGAGAAGCUGAAGAACUCGAGCAAGUCGAAAUCAAAACCCUAUCUGACGCCACGUCCAACGCCAUCCCCUUGAAACAACCGCCGACACCUCCUGUCAGGACGUCCAGUGUCCCCCCUCCGGGAACGGUGAAAAAAAGGGUUCAGAUACAAGAAAUAUCAGUGUGACUUCCGUAAAAAGAUAUUUUUAGAACGACUGCUUGUGCAACCUUGUUUUAAAUGUAAUAAAAUAAAUUAAUAAAAGUCGAGACAGUUUUAAAAUAUAAAAAUUAA
Messenger RNA from Cimex lectularius (bed bug), 1181 nucleotides. RefSeq names its product neuroligin-4, Y-linked-like. The record is from RefSeq and is a predicted model, not a curated record. The transcript is spliced from 3 exons. Gene Ontology annotation, cellular component: synapse; cell surface; postsynaptic membrane. Gene Ontology annotation, molecular function: signaling receptor activity; neurexin family protein binding. Lineage: Eukaryota; Metazoa; Arthropoda; Insecta; Hemiptera; Cimicidae. The coding region runs from base 453 to 1076 and encodes 207 amino acids. Gene Ontology annotation, biological process: chemical synaptic transmission; synaptic vesicle endocytosis; neuron cell-cell adhesion.